This is a messenger RNA of Lactuca sativa (garden lettuce), 1243 nucleotides long. Its product is annotated as myb-related protein 306. Lineage: Eukaryota; Viridiplantae; Streptophyta; Magnoliopsida; Asterales; Asteraceae. Gene Ontology annotation, biological process: response to auxin. The record is from RefSeq and is a predicted model, not a curated record.
GUCUAUCCUACUUCUUAAAGACUUCUCUUGCCGUUUCUUUCAAGUUCUAAGAACCACACACACACACAUAGUGUGAAAAUAUAUAUACACAGUACAUCCGCCAAAAAGAGAGCUUGGAGAAGGUGAAAAUGGGAAGACCACCAUGCUGUGAUAGCAUCGGAGUGAAGAAAGGGCCAUGGACACCUGAAGAGGAUAUAAUUCUCGUCUCCUAUAUUCAACAGCAUGGUCCUGGCAAUUGGAGAUCUGUUCCUACUAGCACUGGUUUGCUGAGAUGCAGUAAAAGUUGCAGACUUAGAUGGACCAAUUAUCUUCGCCCUGGUAUAAAGCGUGGGAAUUUCACCGAGCAAGAAGACAAGAUGAUCAUCCAUCUACAAGCCCUUCUUGGCAAUCGAUGGGCAGCAAUAGCUUCAUAUCUUCCGCAAAGAACAGAUAACGAUAUCAAGAAUUACUGGAACACCCAUCUUAAAAAGAGGCUCCAUAACUACCGUUCCAAUUCCGACCAAGAAAACCAUCAUCAUCAACAGGGUGCGUCUACAUCAUCAUCGUCCUCAGAAACCAUCACCACUGCCAAAGGUCAAUGGGAAAGAAAGCUCCAAACUGAUAUCCACAUGGCCAAACAAGCUCUUUCUGAUGCCCUAUCACUCCACACCAAACCCACCACUUCAUGGCAGCAGCCGCCAACCCCUACUGCUCCUAUCGAUCACCAACCAGAGUUACCACCUCCACCUCCGGUAAUAUUUAACGCCUCCAGUUAUGCAUUGAGUUCCGAAAACAUUGCUAGGUUGCUCCCAAACUGGCUGAAGAAAAGCGGAAAAUCUUCACAAACAAGCUCUGAAAGCAUCGGUACUUUUAACCAGCAGUUCCCAAGUCCUCCAACAAGUGAAGGGUUAAAAAACUAUGGCAAUUCCGAAGUUUCAGAGACAACAAGCUUGUUCCAAGCUGAAAGUAAACCAAACAUCAUGGAAUAUCAAAUACCUUCUCUUACUUUCUUGGAGAAGUGUCUGUUUGAUGAUGCUGCACAAGGACAUGAAGGCUUUAUGGAUAUGUCAUUAGAAGAAAGUGAUAGCUUAUUCUAACUUGGGUUAGCUUUAAGACUAGACUCUACAGUUAGCUUUUAGAAAGUGCAAGUUUCCAGUGGUAAGUAAUAGAAUAGUUUAGGAGUCAAUUCUAUGUAUAGAACAGGAAGUAAAAAAUGACUUUUAUGGUUCUUAAUCUUAUAUUAAUAUCUUACUUUUCAAUUUCA